Pieris macdunnoughi is the source of this 390-nucleotide messenger RNA. The record is from the annotation of a GenBank genome assembly. NCBI's taxonomy places the organism in Eukaryota, Metazoa, Arthropoda, Insecta, Lepidoptera, Pieridae.
AUGCCGAAAACGAAUGCAGAAUAUUGUCGCGAUUAUCGAAAAAAAAAAGAGGAAAAACAAGAUGGUGCAAAUGGGAAUAAUUCUGAGUCCAGUAAAGAUAAACAUGAAGAAUCAAUACUACCAAUGUCCACCAUGUCACCUCUAACAAUUAAAACUUCGCCAAAGUCAUCAUCUGCUCCUGACUCUCCUCAACAAUACAUUCAACAAAAAAUAAAGAUGUAUGACAGAGAUGAUGAUGAUUAUUUAGCUAGACGUGAACCUUCACCAAAGGAGGAAACCAAAGAGAGAGAUAGGAUGUUUGUUGAGUUUGAGAAAGAGAAGUUGUAUGCAGAGUUGAAAAAAAGAAAGAAUUCGUCAGAGGGAUAUAAAUAUUUAAAUGACAAGAAAUAA